Molecule: messenger RNA, 755 nt
Organism: Cucumis sativus (cucumber)
Lineage: Eukaryota; Viridiplantae; Streptophyta; Magnoliopsida; Cucurbitales; Cucurbitaceae
Product: protein PHLOEM PROTEIN 2-LIKE A1-like
Exons: 3
Coding region: 27-491 (154 amino acids)
Source: RefSeq, a predicted model, not a curated record
AAUAAGGAUGAGAAUGAGACAUUUUAAUGGCAGGCCAAAGCACACAUUUUUUGGCAUUUCCAAGAGCUGCCACAAUAACAUGGGGUAAUGACACUCGAUACUGGAGUUGGGCCAACGUGAAUUUAUGCGGCUACCCAACUGAAGAAGCCCGACUUAUUCAAGUAUCUUGGCUAGAUUGUCGUUGGAUGAUGGAUGCAUCUGAUUUCAGACAAGGUAUUCGGUACAAUGCAAACAUUGAAGUAAUGUUAACAAGCAACGCCUCUGGAUGGAAUUUUCCAGUAAACCUUGAAAUCGAGUUGCCAGAUGGGAGUAGGCAAGAGUCUCAAAUAGGAUUGGCAGGCAGACAACCAAAUGUGUGGUUCAAUAUGCCACUAGGUGGAUUCACACUACCUGAUUGUGUGACUAGUGGAACAAUCCGAUUUCGCUUCUUCAACCAUGCAGCGGUUUGGAAAAGAGGCUUGCACAUAAGAGCCCUUGUCAUUCAAGCAUAAAAAUGAGUUUGAAAUGACAUGUUCAAGAAUGAAUAUAAAGUAAUAGAAUAAAACCCUAAAUAAUAAGACUUUUUGCUCUAUUGCAAAAACUUUUAAGUUUAAAUGUGUUAUAUUUUAGCUAUGAAGGUAAAUAUUGAAUAUAUAAUGUAACAAAACAUAAAAAAAUAAAUAAUAUGACCUUUUGCAUAGUAGCAAUAAGGCCAGUUUAAACACUUUAGUAUGUUUUUCAAUAAAAGUAUGUAUUGUGAGUUUAUUCUAAUUAAA